AUGUCCCUCACCACGAAACUCCGUCGUAUUCGCAAGCCACCGCCGGAGGGCUGGGAUCUUAUUGAACCAACAUUGGAAGAAUUUGAAGCAAAAAUGCGAGAGGCUGAAACGGAUCCGCACGAGGGGAAGCGAAGGACUGAGACUUUAUGGCCCAUUUUCAGAAUUCAUCAUCAGCGAACGAGGUAUAUCUAUGACUUAUUUUAUAAACGAGAAGCUAUUUCACGGGAGCUCUACGAGUUUUGUCUGGCUGCUAAAAUCGCUGACGCUCAACUGAUAGCUAAGUGGAAAAAGCAAGGCUAUGAAAACCUUUGCUGUCUGAGUGUCAAACGUCGCGAUUGCAUUCACGGAUCUGACAUCUAUCUUAGUUAUGUGAUCAUUGAGAAAACUUCAGGUGCGUCCAAACGAGAGACACCAACUUCGGAACAAACUGCAUAUGUCGCGUACCUAAGAGCCACAAGAGAUAUACCUUGCGGUGAAGUUGUUUGUUUGGAUACCGGCAAGGUUGUGAGUCUAGACGACGGCUUGUGCUGCUAUUGUCUUGACGAACUACCGGAGAAUCACCGAAAUAGUUACUGCUACAAUUGCGUUGACAAAGAGAAGUUGUAUGGGCCAUUCGAGCAACCGUUUAUGGACAAACUGCAGGAUCUGGGAAUGUUCCGGCUAGCAGUACACAUAGCGUUGUCCUAUCCUUCCGAGGAAAUCCAAUCUUGUCUGGAAGCUGGAGAAUUCGAGCAGCGCGCAUCUGACAUUAUACCGCUGAAAUCAGACUCCUUGGCAGCUGUCUUAUCUCUUCAAAUUGAUGCAUUUCCUGUUGAUUUGUCGUCAACAAAUAACUUGGUGAAGGAUUUUGUCAGCAAGCUGGAAAAGCAUCCUUACUGGGGAAUGAUAGCGGAAGCUCGCCGAUUAGAUGUAUUCAGAGCUCUUCUGCGGUCGAUCUCCUCUCGCCUAAUGACAAAUGCACAUACAAUUUAUUUCACUGACUCACUCGAAAGGCGAUCAGAAGCUGCACAUUCUGAGAGCGCUACGCCAUCCGGUGUUGGUCUCUUUCCCAUCGCUAGUUGGUUCAACCACUCUUGCCGAGCAAAUCUCAACAGUUUUUUCCAUGGAAAUAAGCUGGUUUUCGUUAGCACGGGUAUAAGGAAAGGAGAAGAAGUCUGCGACAAUUACGGUGUAUCAUUCUUCAAACAUACUAGUGAAGAACGAAAGGCGUGUUUUAUUGGUUAUGAGGAAGCCUUGCAACCCAUUUUCGAGAAAAACCACAUUUCAGUUGAUCUUCGCAUCACAACCAAGUUUGAGCAUUAUGGCCAAUAUGCAGAUGCACUUCCUGAUGGGCACAAAACCAUUGAAACUAUUGCGGAAUUGCACAUAGCAUCAGCCAAUCCCCUGCAGCGGUUAUACCUGUAUGAAGAAAUAAUCAGGUGUCAACGUCGGCGUGGUUUACAUUUUUCAUCUGAUCAAAUUCGAAUACAUCUCAACUGUGCUUUGGCAUACUGUGACAUCAUUUCAGAUUCGGCGGAGAAGACGCUUGAGUAUGAGACGAACAUGCAGACUCAUCUUUUUGCAGCAUUGGUGCGAAUGCGAACCUUCUAUGGUCAACUAUAUCCUGCGUAUAGCUCUGCAAUGCUAGCGGCAAGUGAAUUCAUACAAAUGCAAGAAAGUGGUUCGAAGAGUUUUGCAGCUGCGAUUGGAAAACUUCGGUCUGUUCUCAAUAGCUUGAAACCCACUUUUCCUCCAAUUCAAUAG
Ostertagia ostertagi is the source of this 1743-nucleotide messenger RNA. NCBI's taxonomy places the organism in Eukaryota, Metazoa, Nematoda, Chromadorea, Rhabditida, Trichostrongylidae. The record is from the annotation of a GenBank genome assembly.